Centruroides sculpturatus (bark scorpion) is the source of this 3286-nucleotide messenger RNA. Its product is annotated as forkhead box protein D3-like. The record is from RefSeq and is a predicted model, not a curated record. The coding region runs from base 749 to 1708 and encodes 319 amino acids. Gene Ontology annotation, molecular function: RNA polymerase II cis-regulatory region sequence-specific DNA binding; DNA-binding transcription factor activity, RNA polymerase II-specific. The transcript is spliced from 2 exons. NCBI's taxonomy places the organism in Eukaryota, Metazoa, Arthropoda, Arachnida, Scorpiones, Buthidae. Gene Ontology annotation, biological process: regulation of transcription by RNA polymerase II; anatomical structure morphogenesis; cell differentiation.
UACCUCCAACUUAAAUAAAUAUGUUAUAUAAAUCUAUGAUAAUAAUAAAUAUGUAAUAAGGAAAUGAGAUAUUUUGGUUAGCAACAAGGAAAAAGACGGGAAUAUUAUCUACUUGUCAAAAUGGACUUUAACCGGGGAAUCCGGAAAAGGUAGGUUUGUACGUGUAUAAAGAAUUGGAAAAUAAAAGAUUUGUUAGAUAUUCGGCAAAAACACAAUUGCGAGCAGCUCAUCUUUAGUCUUAAUUAGAAAAAGAGGUCGGUUCGGUACGGGGGACUUAAAACAAAAGAGUGCGACGCGGCCGAAGCGAGCCUGACACGCGCGAACACGGCAACUACAAGGCAGACAAGAACAAUACCUUUCAGCAGCGACGCCUCCCGCUCCGCCCUGCUUCACGCUUUGCUUGACAGACACGUCACGCAGCCAGCGCACUCAAUUAAUAAUUCCUGGAGGGCGGACGGUCGGCCGCUCGGCCCCUUUGUUGGCUGAAUCUGGCGCUGGCUCCACCUCCGUCACGUGAUAGCGGCCGAUUGCCAUUGGCGCAGCUCUUCCCCUCGGAGGAGAGGUAAAGUUGGGAGUCGGGUUUUGUUUUCUCUAACAACGUGAUGCAGUGACGAAAACGUGAGAAAACGUGUUGGUUGUCGUUGUCGCGUUUACGUUAAGUCAGGACAGCAGGCCGGAGGGGCCGCAGUCUCCAGUCCCACCCCUGCCUAGCAGAGUGCUGGAUGUCCGGCCAGUAGCAGUGUCGGCCAUGGAAGCACUGCAGCAAGUAGCCAUCUGCUCGCAGCAGUCGUCUGUCUCCUCUUCCUCCAGGAACGACUCGACGCAGUCCGAAUGCGGCCACGAAUUGCUGUCGGUCGAAUCGGACGAAGACUGUCAAGAUCUCAGCAAAUCGUUCAAAGGCGAGGAAGGCAAACCCAAAAACCAACUGGUCAAGCCUCCCUAUUCUUACAUCGCCCUCAUCACUAUGGCCAUCCUGCAAUCGCCCGAAAAGAAGUUAACCUUAAGCGGUAUCUGCGAGUUCAUCAAAAAUCGUUUUCCCUUCUAUCGGGAAAAGUACCCUUUGUGGCAGAACAGCAUCCGCCACAAUCUGUCUCUUAACGACUGCUUCAUCAAAAUUCCUCGAGAGCCCGGCAACCCGGGCAAGGGUAACUACUGGACUCUGGACCCGGCCAGCGAGGAUAUGUUCGACAACGGAAGUUUCCUGCGUCGACGCAAGAGGUACAAGAGACAGCAACCCGACCCACUCAAGGAUCCUUCGGCCUUCAUGGCCACCAUGGACGCCUAUCGGCACCCGCACGGUUUGUACGCGGGUCCUCACUCACCUUUCGCCCUGGCCGGCACCUACCCUUACGUCUCCACGCUGCCACCACCCAUUCCAUUUCUGUCGCCUCAGGACCUGGCUCGAGCUUCUCUUCAUCCCGUGGCUCUAACGCUGCCGGCGCCCCUGGCCACUCCGGUGGUGCAACACCCGGUGGCACACGCCAGCGACAAACACGUCAAGUCCAACUUCACCAUCGACAGGCUGAUCGGUGACAAGGUGACGGACUCCAAGCCGGACUCGGGGCGUUCCGUGCCCUCGGCUACCGCCUCUCUGUUGAGUCUUUCCAGGACCGUGGCCGAUGCCACCUUCUCCUGCCCAGCCGUCAGUUUGGACAAGUACAGACAAUACCUACAGACGCUGGACGCCGCUUCUUCCUGGCCCCGAUGACACAGUCGAAAAGGUGUCAUUCGAGAUCGUCGCCCGUAGAGCAACCGAACGAUUAUUUCUAACAAGAAAACUGAAUUAGUAUCAACCCAUUUAUUAUUUUUCAUCUUAAAAGGAAUUUAUUAUUAUUUAAAAAUUUUUACUCGGAAAAAAGAUUUAUUUUUUGGAUACGCGAUGCAACAAAUUUGCGAAUUGAGCGGAGAAAAAGUGAAUGUAGAAGGAUGUAUAACGCAAGUAUUUUUGGCAAUUUUUAUAUUCCCGGAUUCUCCUUCCUACCGAGGACUGCACGGAAUCGCGAGGGAGAAAUAUUUCUUCGGCUUCUUCCAUUCCACGAGCGUCUUUCCGGAAUUCCAGCCGGUCACGUGAGGAGGCGGCAGAGAAGAAGACUCGAUACUUUAAUAAACGAACUAAAUAAACACGCGCAGGGCGCAAUUUGGAUGUAACUCGAUAUGACGUAAUCAGGGAGAAACUGGGUUCUUCGGUGGCCAUUUGGGCCACGUGACCCGCAGCUCUCGUCUGAUCGAUGCACAACAUUAGCGGCAGCGUCCAUACAUAAUUGAUGAUGGGAUGAUGAUUACCUCUCUCUUUCUGUGCCGAGACUAUUUUUCGUCACGUGAUCCACCUGGUUAGAAUAAUUCUUCUCCCUUCCAUUUUGGAAUUUCCCAAUUUCCAUCACAAUAUAUUCCUUUUUCCCCCUUCUUCUUCUUCCCGUUCGAGAGCGCUACUCGUCCCCGAUUGAAAUAAGUUUGUAACUUUUCCUCUUUGUUUCUCGAUAUUGAUUCCGUGUUUUUAAAAUUCCAUAUCGCAUUUUUCGGUUCCCCUUUCGGCUUCCCCUCAUAACCAGACUCUACUACCCCCGGGCCUAUUCCACGCCUUUAACCCGCGAAGGGGUCGGGAAGCGACCUCGAGCACCCCCUCUUCCCGAUUUCGAGAGAGACAACCAAUAAAAGAAGACACGCGAAUAGUCAUGUGACGUAAAAAGACAGAAAAAUUGCUUUUUUAUGUAAAGUCCUCGGGGCACCUAAUGACGUAGACAACUUAUCCUUUAUGUAAUUAACAGGAUCGGAGUGGUGCUAGAGAAACGAAACAAAAUAAGAGCAGAGAUUUUGGGAAUUUUUUCGGCACGAAAAUCUCCGAGAGUGGAGCAAAAGAGUAGAACCUUGUAUCAGAAGGGUUGUUGAUGAAAAGCAGAUUGUUAUCCGCCUAAGAGAUGUAACCCAAGCCCUCUCGCAUCUGCAUGCUGACAUAGCAGCAAAAACAGACGGUUAAAUAAAUACGUGCCUUCCUCUGAUCCUUCCGUCUUCCUAGUCACUUCCCCUUAGGUAAACACAUUCGCGCCCUCCUUAUCUGUCCGCCAGAUUUAUGGAGGACAGUUAAUGAUGCCGUCUGAUUAUCCGCAGACGCCCUCACCCUUUCUACGACAUAUUACGCCAACAGGUGGCACAAUGCUGUACAGGCGGCACUUUCGCUUUCCCGAGUGCAGAAGUGGAAAGAUGCUAAUGGGAAUUCCUGGAAUGGUUGCCUUCCGCCACGUUAUUAAAACGAACCUGCGGUGUGACGUGUCACCUAGCCUUACGAAUU